Messenger RNA from Diaporthe batatas, 2152 nucleotides. RefSeq lists its product as uncharacterized. The transcript has 2 exons. Bases 116 to 2152 code for a protein of 678 amino acids. The record is from RefSeq and is a predicted model, not a curated record. Lineage: Eukaryota; Fungi; Ascomycota; Sordariomycetes; Diaporthales; Diaporthaceae.
GCACCUCUUAAGACUUCUUCGAAUCAAAGCACACCUAUCCUCAGUGCGUUUUCAUAAGUCAAACAUUUUCCUGGCUCUCAGUUUUCGUUCCGUGGCCGUAAACCAAGCCACAAUCAUGAGUCGUAUGCGUAGACGUGCGAGACAGACAGUGACUUGUUGGAAUUGUUGCUAUUGUGGCAUGGGGAUCAUGUUGCUAGGCACCACCACUCAUUGCGUCACCUGUGAUCGAGCUAUGUGUGGUUUCUGUCAAGUAUACAAGCAAAGCAUCUGCGAGAGAGUGGGACCGCGACGCCGUCCGACGGCCCAGGGCCCUGUGCUACUUCACAGAUUAGAGCAGCCCCGGCAGGCAAACACGAUAAGUUUCAAAAUACAGACGGAGCAUUCAAUGAAUGCACUGACACAAUCAUCUGCCUAUAAGCCUAGAAUCAUUGACAGUGGCCGGCUGAAAUAUCGUCCUGGGCUCGAGACCAGACCAGAGCAUGUUGUGCUUCUCCGGUGCUUGAACUUGACGGGCGCAAAAGAUGAACCCUGGAAAGCUAUUUCGACUGGUGAAACGCAGUCAUCACCAGGAGAAUUCACCCCCGGAUCUGAGUCAUCCGAUCUCUGGCAAGAGGAUGACGACGACAUAGGCUUGCCCGCCAAGUGCGACACAAUCGCACAUGGCUUAAGCGAGGGUUUUGACGACCUUUUCCAGAUGUGGCUUUUAAGCCCCCGGGACAACAAUGAUGGACAAAGAGCCCCGUCACCUUCAGGCCCGCAGCGCAAUGCCAAGGAUACUGGGAAGCGUGCAGAACCGAGACGUAAGCGACCUGAUAAUUCAGAUGAGCAGGACGAGGAUGCGAGCCCCGGACGGUCUGGGGCAGUCGGAAGGAAACGUCGGAAAAUGAUGCCUCUGGACACGCAGCUGGCCUGUCCGUAUUUCAAAAAGGAUCCUCGGCGGCAUAGAGCUUGUUGUGGUUAUGGGGGCCAAAAGCUGAGUUAUGUCAAGCAACACCUUAGCAGGAACCACACCAUCUCGCUUUACUGUCCUGUGUGUAUCAUUUAUUUCCCUAACGAGCGGCUACGCGACGAACACAUCAGAGCUAGGACUUGCGAGCCGCUUGAAAACCCGCAGGUACCGGAGGGAAUAACGAUGGAGCAGAGGAUUUGGCUGAGUAGGCGCGGCCCCCCACAUCUCAGCGAAGAACAGCACUGGUUACGAAUAUUCCAGCAUUUGUUUCCUGGGCACCCUCUGCCGCAAUCGGUAUACAACGACACGACUUUCUCCGAGGAGUUUCUUGAUUUCAGAGACUUUAUCAGUGGGCCUGCAGGACUCGAUAUGCUAUUGAGCAAAGUACGCGAAAGCCCGUGCUGGACAGCCGAGCAUGAGACGCUCUUUGGGCCAGACAUCGGGGAGGGACUCGGGCAAUUGUAUUGGCUUUGGGCGGCCGCAAGGCAGGGCGAGUCCAACCGAGCCGGAGCCGUUGAAGUCCCUUCACACGAGUCUCAGGACACGUUGUCUCCAGUCUUGGACGGAGCUUCCCAUCAGUCUGGCAUGCAGCUCGGAGAGGAGCUUGUUACUGGCGGGCAAAGCUUCGAUAUGUUCAUACCUGUGCCAAGGGAAACGGAGUCCCCAACAUUGCCCGCACCUCAAAAUGAGCUGGCAAGGGUCGUGGAUGGACGAGAACAGCUCAUCUACGAAGCCACGCAACUUGACGCAACGACCAUAAACACGGAGAAUGAACAAGAGCACCCGAAUGUGGAUAAAAAAGAGGAACUGGACGAAGGUUGGCAGUCUUCGAGCAUAGCAUUGACUCAUAUCCCCCAAGGUCAGCCACGGACGAGCUUGACAAGGAUUGACCAGCCAGACACUGAGCCGCCGGAUAUACCAGAGCUUGGAGACGACGCGCAAGGCGCCGUCUCCUUAUCAGAUUUCCGACCCGAAUUUCUCAACGACGGAUUUCAGGGAAAUACCGGUUGGAACUUCUCUUCAACCUUCGAAUUGGAUGACGCAGGGUAUUUACUAGGUCAUCUCGGAGCCCCGCGUGAAGAUGCUAUUUUGAACGACGUCGCCGAGGCCUAUACAGGAACGACGGUAAUGACGGAUGAAGAAGCAACAGCCAUUAUUGCGGAUCUUGAUGACUGUUUAGGAUUGGCACAACCGCCCAAGUAA